Messenger RNA from Periophthalmus magnuspinnatus, 1340 nucleotides. RefSeq names its product helix-loop-helix protein 2-like. Gene Ontology annotation, molecular function: protein dimerization activity; RNA polymerase II cis-regulatory region sequence-specific DNA binding; DNA-binding transcription factor activity, RNA polymerase II-specific. NCBI's taxonomy places the organism in Eukaryota, Metazoa, Chordata, Actinopteri, Gobiiformes, Gobiidae. Gene Ontology annotation, biological process: regulation of transcription by RNA polymerase II. Bases 528 to 899 code for a protein of 123 amino acids. The record is from RefSeq and is a predicted model, not a curated record. The transcript is spliced from 2 exons.
AUCUUAUCUCGCACAUGACACCGGGAAAGACACACCGGAUUACCCCGAGCACCGCGCCCGCUCCGCCCGCUCCUCUCACCGGAGACACGCGCGUGAACCUCGCCUUUAUGCGCCUUUUCAUCCCGCGGAUCGUGCACUUUCCUCACUCUGCACAUCUCUGCUAUUGUCUGUCCAGCUCCGCGCGCACAGGGAGCUCCGUCAGUAUUUUAUCUGCACAUCUCUGAUCUCGAGCCGCACUUCAGGACCGCGCAGCCUCCUCCUCUGUCCUCCUCUGUCCUCCUCCUCUGUCCUCCUUCUCUGUCCUCCUCUGUCCUCCUCCUCCUCCUCUGACACAUGGUGCUAAACAGCCAUAAAGUCCCGUCAGUUUUCGUAUAGAACGUUCCGUGUUUUUGUCGCUUUUACGCACAGUUUUAAACUCACUUUUCCGGUGGGAUAUGAGUGAACUUCAACUUCGCUCCAAGGCCUGAAACACACGACACGACUUAUCCCAGGUUCUUUGGAGACGUGCGCCUUAAGGAAAAGCCAAAAUGAUGCUGAGCCCGGACCAGGCUGAGGCGGACCUGUCCUGGACACAGUCCGACCCCGAGUCUCUGCUCAACGGCCUGAAGUCUGCGGGCUGCACGUCAGACGAGCCCAUGGAGGGCGAUGAAAAGGCCAGAUGCAAACCUGACCCUCCGCUGAGCCGCGAAGAGAAGCGCAGGAGGCGGAGGGCCACGGCCAAGUACCGCUCUGCCCACGCCACGAGGGAGAGGAUCCGCGUGGAGGCGUUCAACGUGGCCUUUGCUGAACUGAGGAAAUUACUGCCCACCUUGCCCCCGGACAAGAAGCUCUCCAAAAUCGAGAUCCUCAGACUGGCGAUAUGCUACAUCUCUUACCUGAAUCACGUGCUGGAUGUUUAGGCUCGUGAUCCACGGAACUGACGCGCCGAGGCCCGCGCGUGAAAACACUAAACCCAGUGUUUGAGCUGCUAGACCUCCUGUCUGUGCUUCUUCACAUUGGCACAUUUUGAUCUGGCCGCUUUUAGAAAAUUCUUUAACACUGUAAGGCACAAAAUUUGCUCCAAACUCGAUAAUCAAAGUAAAGAAAAGCUGUGGUGUCGCAGAAUGUAGAGAUUCAGACCCUCCCGUGGGUCUAAAGGCUCCACCUGUGACACGUGCUCAGGUGUUCUGCCUUUACCUUUGACUGAGGUGACACUUUGACACAGUCUCCACGCGCGUUGGGAGUCUGGAGCGCGUGGCGUGUUCACAGAAAGAGAGAAGGUGACAGCAGCUACAUCCACGGAGUCGCACUCUGGAGCUGACAGAGCCUCCACCUGCGACACCGUCUGAGCCGUUAGAUGC